This is a messenger RNA of Contarinia nasturtii (swede midge), 2326 nucleotides long. RefSeq names its product conserved oligomeric Golgi complex subunit 2 (gene Cog2). The record is from RefSeq and is a predicted model, not a curated record. Gene Ontology annotation, biological process: protein transport; intra-Golgi vesicle-mediated transport; Golgi organization. The transcript has 3 exons. NCBI's taxonomy places the organism in Eukaryota, Metazoa, Arthropoda, Insecta, Diptera, Cecidomyiidae. Gene Ontology annotation, cellular component: COG complex; membrane. The coding region runs from base 120 to 2231 and encodes 703 amino acids.
UUUUGAUAUAUUUUUUUCUUCAUGUAAACACAUAUUUUGAUCGAAUUCGCUCAUAGUUUUAAUGAAAAUAAUACAACAAAAGGUGAAAUUAGGUGUAAUUUUGGCAUAAAAAUAAAGAAAUGGCAAAGAAACGGGACUUGUUUAAACUACCGGCCGGACCGACUGAAAUUUGUUUUGACAAAAAUGAAUUUAUGAAGAAAACAUUUUCGGUGGACGAAUUUCUGCAAGAACAUCGAAAUGCAGCCACUUUGGAAACGAUGCGAGACGAUUUGGGUCUUUAUCUCAAAGUAUUGCGAUCGGCAAUGAUUGAGCUGAUCAAUGAAGAUUACACGGAUUUUGUAAAUUUAUCGUCGAAUCUAGUGGGUUUGGAUCAAUCGAUCCAAGGUAUCCAAACACCGAUGAACGUAAUAAAAGAUGAAAUUGUUUCAGUGCGAACCACUCUUGAGAAUACAAUGCAAGAGGUAAAUGAAUGUCUGGAUCAGAAACAACAAUUGCGCGAACACCUGAAGAGUGUUCAAAGUUUAAGCAAUGCCAAGAAAUCGAUGAGUAAAUUGGAGAAACUUCUUGCCGAACAGCUGAACGAUGACAACAAUUUGAAUCCAAUGUUACUGGAACGAGCAGCCAUGGAAUUGGUUAAUUUAAAAUACAAUUUGCAAUUUUGCCAUCAACAUUUGGGUCGUUUGGACAAUCCAAAGGGCUUAGAUCAAUUUGACAAAACGCGCAAUAAUCUAUUGACGAAAGUUGAAACGCAUUUUUUGCGAGUACUUGACGAUAAGAAAAUCGACCAAAUUGAACGAUGCCUUCGAGUGUACUGUACAUUGGGCGAAUACAAUUCGGCUGAGGAAAUUUUUCGAAAAAAAGUUGUCGGUCCGUACAUGCAUCCAAUUAUAUCGGAAGUGUCAUUACAAAAUGCUCCACAAGGUCUUAGUGGCAUUUAUAACCAAAUCGUUCAAUUUCUCAAUGAUCGAAUGCGUCAAUUACUACUGCUUACACAGCCAAACGAUAGCGGUGCAGCGACGGUGCACGGCUUUGACUUUAUCAUUAAUAGUUUUUGGACAGAAGUGGAAAGACGCAUUGAAACACACAUGACAUCGAUAUUUGCGCCGGGAAAUCCAGAUUUAUUUUACCAAAAAUAUGAGCACACCAUAGCAUUUUUGGAGAAAAUUGAGAACGUCAUCAAAAGCCGCAAACAAAUCGAUCAAUUCCAUAACAACGAACAAUACAAGCAAUUCCAAAGCAAGUGGAAUUUACCCGUUUAUUUUCAGAUUCGUUUCCAAGAAAUUGGCGGUGCAUUAGAGUCAGCUUGCAGUGAGCCGAUUAAUGAAAAUAUAAUUGCUGUAUCUUCGUCAGAGUGUGAUUUUAGUUUGAAGCCAUUCGUCAAAGGUGAUGCAUGCAUAAAAAAAUGCUGGACAACUGGUGUUUACUUGCCUCAAUUGUUUGUACGUUUUUUCAAAUUUACACUGCAAAUUCUGUCGCGACUGAGUAAAUGGUCUGAAGAAGCUAUUGCAAUAAAAAACGUACCAUCUUUGGAUCGUAUGGAUUUCAUGACGAUGAUUUAUUUAGAUGUAACCACAUUGAUUGGAAAGAUAUCGAAUAUAUUUGAUUGCAUCGUGGAAAACGUUCCAACCAAUAUGAAUACCAAAUUGAGCUUGAUAGAAAAAUGCUGCGAUGAGUCGAGGGCUAUGUUGACAGAGCGUUUGAAACUAAUUGAACAAGAAUGGAGCAGCGAAAUCAUAGCACAAACAUCUGGCUGGACUAAACAAGUUGGAGACAUUCCAAGACUUUAUCGGAAAACAAAUCGAGAAGCACCGACAAAACCAUGCAAUUACGUCGAACAAAUUCUCAAGCCAGCCAAAUCAUUUUACACAAAAAACUCUGCACGAAUUGCAUCAGAUACAAUAAAGAAAUGCAUGAUUUUAUCAUUUUCACAUUUGAAUCGACAGUAUUUCUCGGCCGUGAGCGAUGUGCUGACUUCAGUACAAAGAACCGAAGAAUCAUUGCGAAGGCUUAAAAAUCUACGUGAAAAGUCGGGAUCCACGCAACAGGGUAGUAGUUCGGCAUCAUCGGGAAUGUCUGAUGACGAUAAAAUUCGAUUACAAUUGCAUGUGGACAUUUGUGCUUGGUGUGAUGAAAUUGAAAAACUUCAAAUUGAUCGAAAGUCGGUGGAUAAACUUAUUGAAUUAAUUCAACUAGUUGAGGAGUCUACAAAAAUCAAAGUGGCUGACAAAUAAGUGGCCUCAAACAAAAAUUCAGUAAAAAUAUGUAUUUCGUUUCUGUUAUCAAUUAAUUAAGAAUUUAACAUAUUAAAUAUUAUAAUAAUGUACAA